UAGCUAGAUAGAUAAACCAGAAAAACUAAACCAACACCUUCUCCAGAAACAGUAAUCACUUAUAUUAUGGCGGCUGCACUCGUUCCCAAUAGACCCAUGUUCACAGCUGUUUUCUUCCUACUUCUGCUGCUCAUUGUUCCCACGGAUGCACGGCGGAUGAAGGAGUCCGGGGCUGCAGGCAGCUUGGCGAGCCUGGUGAAAGCUGCAGAGACGAACAAGUCCGGGCCGAGCCCGGGAGUAGGGCACAAACACGGCGAGAGUAAGGCGAUGAUGAGAAGGGCUGCUGCCGUGCUUGGACAAGUCAAAGACUCGGGUCCUAGCCCUGGCCAGGGGCAUUAAUCUCUUUGCUUAAUUAAUUAGCUAAUUAGUGUGUUAUAUGCUGGCUGAUCAUGUGAUGAUAAUUAAAUAGUUAAUAAUCC
This is a messenger RNA of Linum trigynum, 419 nucleotides long. The record is from the annotation of a GenBank genome assembly. Lineage: Eukaryota; Viridiplantae; Streptophyta; Magnoliopsida; Malpighiales; Linaceae.